Molecule: messenger RNA, 479 nt
Organism: Pelobates cultripes (western spadefoot toad)
Lineage: Eukaryota; Metazoa; Chordata; Amphibia; Anura; Pelobatidae
Source: the annotation of a GenBank genome assembly
AUGUCAGCCACGAUACCAACUGCCUCUCAUCCCCCACACCCCGGCCGCAAGGCCUUGGCUAAAGUAAAGCACUCCUCCAAAUUAGUGAUGGACAGUUCAAAACCUGUCACAGAUGGCGCGAAUAUUGAUCCACCGCGCAAGAGAGCCUCUAGCCAGGCAAAAGCAGCUAGACACUGGAAAAGGGCAAAAGCCAACCUGAUUCCACUGAACCAGAACUCAGUUCAGAAGAGGAGAGUGCCCUUACCUUAGACUCAGACCUAUCUAAUGACUUAUCCGACCUGGAUUCGGACUAUAGAUUUGAAGAGGAUCAUAAACCCUCUACUGACGUGCAUGCCAGUGGCACCUCUGGCUCUGACUUGACCAAAGAUGGUAAAAUACUUGAUCCUCAGAGCGAACCCUUAUUUGAGCUCUGCGGAAUGGUCACCGGCCGAGCAUGUGGCGCGAUACGUCGCAUCCCGGGUCCGCAAGCCUCUGGAUAA